Messenger RNA from Blumeria graminis f. sp. triticale, 876 nucleotides. Lineage: Eukaryota; Fungi; Ascomycota; Leotiomycetes; Helotiales; Erysiphaceae. The record is from the annotation of a GenBank genome assembly.
AUGCCUACUGAUGGAAUUUCACCCAUGUUGGGGCAAUCUACUCCACUGAAGCUUCGUAAAUACGAAGGUCGACUGAGUGAUGACAACUUCCGAAACCAUGUCAUAGCUGCCAUCGGCGAGUUCCUCGGGACCACUUUGUUCCUCUUUUAUGGAUUCCUAGCAGCUCAGAUUAUCAACAGCAAACCUGACAAUCUUUCUGACGCUCCUAGUCUACUCCAGUUAAUAUUCGUUGCUUCAGCCUUUGGUGUUAGUGGUGCGGUCAACGUCUGGCUAUUCUACCGAGUCAGUGGAGGCCAUCUAAACCCUGCAAUCACUAUCGGUCUUACACUGAUAGGAGCUGUUCCAGUCACUAGAGCUUUAUUUCUCAUAUCCGUUCAGCUACUGGGUGGUAUAUUAGCCGCAGCUCUAGUAUUAGCUGUUACUCCAGGGUCUCUAAAUGUUCAGACCGCUUUGGGCAAUGCGACAUCUGUGAAGCAAGGUUUCUUUUUGGAGAUGAUUCUCACUGCUACCCUUGUGUUGACAGUGUUUAUGCUCGCUGUAGAGAAACACCGAACCACUCCCCUAGCACCUCUAGGAAUCGGUCUCAUUCUUUUCCUCGAUGUCCUCCUAGCUGCACAGUUCUCUGGUGGCUCAUUAAAUCCAGCACGAUCAUUUGGUCCAGCUGUUGUCGAAAUGAGCUUCACGUCAUACCACUGGAUUUACUGGUUCGGACCUAUCGCUGGUGCAGUCCUAGCAGCUGCUAUCUUCAAAGUUCUAAAGUUUCUCGCGUACGAGACUGCAGUUGCUGGACAGGACCAUGAUGGACUAGACGUUUACCGGCUUAUCGAUGAUGCCGGUGGCCAUGAAGUAGAUCGGGAAAUCCAACUUGAAGUUUAA